AUGGAAUCGGAACCGUUGAUCGCCGGGCGGGGUCGCGACCAGCAUCGUGGAACGGAAGAAGCGCUCCUGUCCUCAGAAAUCCUGGAACCGACCAAGGAGGCACUUCCACUCGCUGAAAUAGCCUCUGGAGUAUACGCGCUGUUCGUUGCAGGACUGGUAGCUUCCACCUUGGGCCCAUCAUCGCUCCCUUCUUGCGCCCUCUUUGGCUUGUCUUGGCUUGUCUCAUCUUGUGAUGUCAUGUACGACAACAUUCGAAACAUUUCUAACGGUGUUCUUUUUAGGCCAUAUUACCGCAGGUACGACGCCGCCCUCCGACCGAUCGACUCGUUAACAAGCAACAAGCUAACAAUCCGCCUUCCAAUACAGCUAGAGGAAUAUUAUCAGCUCUCCGAUAAAGCCAUAUCCAUAAUCUUCCUCUGCCCACCUGUUGGGUUCUUCCUCGCCGCCUAUUUCAGCCGUUCUCUCCACUUGAAAUGCGGUCGUCGCGUCGCCGUUAUAAUCGCACCAGUAUGCCAACUGACCUACGCCUUGACUGCCUCCCAGGCACCUCCUUUCCCCGUUCUCCUGGCCUCCCUCGUCGCCGUUGGCUUUUUUGGAUUGAUGGAUGGGUCGCUCUACGCCUGGGUCGGGGGAAUGAAGCCCGCCAAGACUGUCAUUGGCCUGCUCCAUGGUGCGUUUUCGAUCGGUGCCGCUUCUGGGCCUUUUCUGGCAAACACCAUCACCUCGGCUGCCCAUAGACCGUGGUACAAUUGGUAUUAUGUUCUUACCGCUUUUGUUUUCCUCGAGCUACCAUGCCUAGCGUAUUCCUUUUGGCAACAUGAUGUCGAGUCAUUCCACGUCGAAAAUGGGCGAAAGAACAUUCGAGACGAAGUAGAACCCGAUGAAGAACCGAGUCCUCAGUCCAGUUUUGGAUAUACUGCCACAUGGAUUGGAAGCGCCUAUGUAUUUGCGUUCAUGGGCGUCGAAUUUACCGUGACAGGAUGGGGCAUCGCGUACAUGAAUAGAGUAAACGAAGGCUCAAAUCUGCUUGGGGGGGCUUGCGUCUCCCUAUUUCACCUCGGCCUAGCAGCAGGGAAACUCUCCCUAGGAGUAAUGACCAGAUAUGUGCCAGUUCAACUUCUGGUCACCUCUUUCCUUUGUCUAGCUCUUCUUUCUCAAGUUGCCUUUGCAGUUUCAACCAUCCCAGCCGUCUCAGUAGCUCUGAUGGCUUUGUUAGGCUUCCUCCUCGGGCCCUUGUAUCCCUCUGGCAUUAUUAUGAUGACACAGCUGCUCCCAAGGGAGGUGCAGGUUGCGGGCAUUUCGUUUGUUAAUUCCAUGGGCCAAAUUGGUGCAGCGUUCAUGCCAUUUCUCUUUGGUCUUAUUUCGAACCGUUUUGGUAUUGAGAUGUUGGUGUAUUAUGUUUGUUUACAGCUGGCUCUGAUCAUUCCACUUUGGCUCUACUUCUUUAGACUGCAUUAG
Clonostachys solani is the source of this 1458-nucleotide messenger RNA. Lineage: Eukaryota; Fungi; Ascomycota; Sordariomycetes; Hypocreales; Bionectriaceae. The record is from the annotation of a GenBank genome assembly.